UAGUUAAAGAAAAUGAAUCAAAUACUUAAGUCAAUGUUGGAAAAUACAAAGACUAGAAACGUAUCUUAGUCACAAAUCACAAUGGAUAAUAAAGUGUUCAUCUUACUCUUAGUUUUUAUAUCUAUCCAAGUUUAUUUUAUAGAGUCCUUAAAAUUACAAGAUGGACUUCGGUCGUUAAGUGAUGAUGGUGUAAAACAAAAUUGUCGUGAAAAAGAAAACGUUACAACAGUUGAAUUUUCGAACUUCGAUUUUGAUAUUAAUAUAAUUCGAAAAUCUGUUGAGAAGAAUCCAAAAGAAAAAUGUUACAUAGUUUGUGUGUUAGAACAUGGGCAGUUGAUGAACGGAUGUGAGGUGCUAGUGGAUAAUUUUUUUGAUCUAGAAAAAGAAUCGGUUAAAAAAAGUGAAGAAUUUAUACAAUUUAAUAAAAUUAAGGAAAUUCUUAAAAAUAAAACAGAUCGUUGUGAAUGUGGAUUUAUGUUGUUAGAUUUAUUAUUUACUGAAAAUGUAUAAAAUUAAAAAAAAAUA
This is a messenger RNA of Eupeodes corollae, 525 nucleotides long. RefSeq lists its product as uncharacterized. Gene Ontology annotation, molecular function: odorant binding. The transcript is spliced from 2 exons. The record is from RefSeq and is a predicted model, not a curated record. The coding region runs from base 82 to 510 and encodes 142 amino acids. Lineage: Eukaryota; Metazoa; Arthropoda; Insecta; Diptera; Syrphidae.